This is a messenger RNA of Fibroporia radiculosa, 2364 nucleotides long. RefSeq lists its product as uncharacterized. Gene Ontology annotation, molecular function: ATP hydrolysis activity; single-stranded DNA helicase activity; single-stranded DNA binding. Bases 1 to 2364 code for a protein of 787 amino acids. The record is from RefSeq and is a predicted model, not a curated record. Gene Ontology annotation, biological process: DNA replication; DNA strand elongation involved in DNA replication; double-strand break repair via break-induced replication. Gene Ontology annotation, cellular component: nucleus; MCM complex. Lineage: Eukaryota; Fungi; Basidiomycota; Agaricomycetes; Polyporales; Fibroporiaceae. The transcript is spliced from 9 exons.
AUGUCUCUUCCCGUUGUCAAGGUUGAUGCAGACUAUGAAGCUGACAAGGAGAGAAUCCACAGCUUCCUUUCAACGUUCGUUGUUGGGCAAGAGAAAGAUCUGACUCGUGGAAUAGCUGACAUAAAUAUAAAUCUCGACAAUGACACGCCUGAACGACGGAGGGGUUUGAAGUACAUGCAGCACCUCCAACAAGUAGCGAACCGUGAACAAGAAAUGCUCCUGAUUGACCUUGAAGAUAUCGCUGAGCAUGAAAAAACGACUGCCGAACUUGUAUCCCGCAUUUGUCGCAAUACUCGUCGAUACAUCACGCUCUUUAGCGAAGUGGUCGACAAACUUAUGCCGUUGCCGACGAAGGAUAUAAGUGAACAUGAUGAAGUGAUUGAUGUCAUUUUACACCAGCGCAGGGAGAGAAACGAAAGGUUGGAAGGUACACAGGAAGGAUUUCCGGAUCACCUUCUUCGGCGAUACAACCUUUACUUCCAGCCCCUCCGCUCUGACAUCGCCAUGGCGGUGCGAGAUGUAAAAGGCGUCCACUUGGGCAAACUGAUCACUGUUCGUGGGAUCGUCACACGCGUGUCAGAGGUCAAACCGUUGCUCAAGGUCAACGCCUAUACGUGCGAUGUAUGUGGUUCUGAGACUUUUCAAGAGGUCUCGAGCAAACAAUUUGCUCCCAUUUCUGAUUGUCAAAACGAAAAUGAGUGCAAGAAGAACGGUAUCCAUGGCUCUCUCCAUAUGCAGACAAGAGCCUGCCGGUUUAGCCCGUUCCAAGAAGUAAAGAUUCAAGAGAUGGCUGACCAAGUUCCCGUGGGGCACAUUCCUCGUUCAAUGACUGUCCAUGUUCAUGGAAAUCUCACCCGACACAUGAGUCCAGGCGAUGUUGUACAUCUUGGAGGCAUUUUUCUUCCCAUUCCUUAUACCGGUUAUCAGGCCAUACGUGCAGGACUACUCACCGACACCUAUCUCGAGUCUCACUACAUUCAUCAACUCAAAAAGCAGUAUAAUGACAUGGACAUUACCUCUGAAAUUCAGCAACAGAUCGCUCAAUUGAGAGUCGAUCCACAGUUAUAUGGAAAGCUGGCCCAAAGCAUUGCUCCAGAAAUAUAUGGCCAUGUCGACGUCAAGAAAGCGUUGUUGCUACUCCUCGUGGGUGGAGUGACGAAGACUUUGGGAGAUGGCCUGAAAAUCCGUGGGGAUCUCAACGUCUGUCUGAUGGGCGACCCUGGUGUGGCAAAGUCACAGCUGCUUAAGUAUAUCUCAAAGGUGGCACCUCGAGGCGUAUAUACAACCGGGAAAGGAUCCUCGGGCGUUGGUCUCACGGCGGCUGUAAUGCGUGAUCCCGUCACUGAUGAGAUGGUGUUAGAGGGGGGUGCUCUUGUACUCGCCGACAAUGGAAUUUGUUGCAUCGAUGAAUUUGACAAGAUGGAAGAGUCAGACAGAACGGCUAUACAUGAAGUGAUGGAGCAGCAAACGAUCUCGAUAUCUAAAGCCGGUAUCUCGACAACCCUCAAUGCACGCACAUCUAUUCUUGCGGCCGCAAAUCCAUUGUAUGGUCGCUACAAUCCCAAGCUGUCUCCGGUGGAAAAUAUCAACCUACCCGCCGCAUUGCUUUCUCGUUUUGAUCUACUCUUCUUAAUCCUAGAUAAGCCUACACGAGACGACGACGAACGGCUUGCACAACAUGUUACAUAUGUACAUAUGUACAACACUCAUCCUGAACUCGAAUACGACUUGGUCGACCCAAAUGUUGUACGCCAUUAUAUUGCAAUCGCUAGACAGUAUCGCCCAACUGUUCCACCAGAAGUCUCUAAUUACGUUGUGGAGUCCUACGUGCGCCUCCGAAAGCUGUCCAAGGACGAUGAAGAACAGAAAAAGUCUCACACGUACACCUCUGCUCGUACCCUUCUCGGGGUCUUAAGGCUCGCUCAAGCCCUAUGUCGAUUGCGCUUCUCCGAAGUUGUCGAGAGGGAAGACGUCGACGAAGCUCUACGUCUUAUGGAGGUAAGCAAGGAAAGCCUGCAAGAUGAUGAUGAGGAAGAGCGCGAUCAAGACCGUUCGAAAGUUAGCCUAAUCUACAGACUAAUCAGAGAUAUGGCCAACAACAAGCGUCCAGGGCCUAAACGGCGCAGGACAAAGCGUUUCGGCAAGGGAUCCGCUGGCGAAAAUGACAUGGAUGUUGACGAGAACGAGGAUGAUUCGGAAAGUGAUGACCUUGAUGAACUUUCCAUCGUGGAUAUUAGAGCUCGAGUACUGGCGGCGGGGUUCACCGAGGCACAACUCAUGGAGGCCAUCACACAGUAUGAGUCGGUGGAUGUAUGGACACGUGUUGCUCACAACUCCAAGCUACGCUUUAUUGAUUCUGUGUGA